Molecule: messenger RNA, 3158 nt
Organism: Vitis vinifera (wine grape)
Lineage: Eukaryota; Viridiplantae; Streptophyta; Magnoliopsida; Vitales; Vitaceae
Exons: 5
Coding region: 575-3067 (830 amino acids)
Biological process (GO): activation of GTPase activity
Molecular function (GO): GTPase activator activity
Source: RefSeq, a predicted model, not a curated record
AAAAUGCAGGGGUUGUGGAGUAUAUGAAUGCAGAGGAGAAGACAGCUAACCUUACCUUCCAAUAGCUGAAGCCCUCUUCUUUCUUUUCUCUCUCUUUCUCUCUCUUUUUCUCUCCAAACAAACAAACUUCUUAUUCCGCUCUCCUCUCUCUCUCUCUCUCUCUCUCUCUCCCUCUCUCUCUCUCUCUAAAAUAAGCACCCAUAUCAUUAUGGGUCUCUGCAAAUUCAGCCCUUUUACUCCACAAUUUCCGCACUUUCCCCGCUUCUUUCAUUUUCCAACCCCAAUUUUCUUGCUCUAAAUCCCUCUCGUUCGCUCCUUCUCUCGGCUGGAUUCUGUCUUUUGUUUUUACUUCAAUUUUUUUUUGUUUUUUGAAAUUUUUAUAAAACACGUUGUUUUUCCGCCCAAAAUUCUCUCGGUCGCACUCGUUUUCCCGUUGAACACUUCAAUUCAAUUUCCCCCAUUUUGUAAUCACGUGGUUUUCAGAAGUGUGUUAUUGAUUUUUGUAGAAACCGUGUGGAAAUAGUUUUUUGGUGGAGUUUGGGCUUUUGGGUCUGUGUGCAAUCGCCGGAAAAUCAUGUCUCCGGCUCCGAUUGAGUCCACAUUGCCGGGAUCAUUGUCUUCGGAAUCUUCUUCGCUUUCCGGGAAGAAACGUCAGUUUGCGAAUCUCAGAGGUGUGCGGUGGAGAAUAAAUCUUGGGAUUUUGCCAUCUUCUUCUUCAAUCGAUGACAUCCGUAGAGUCACCGCAGAUUCUCGAAGGAGGUAUGCUGGUUUGAGAAGGCGACUCCUUGUUGAACCACAUGUUCCCAAGGAUGGAAGUAAUUGUCCUGAUCUUGUUAUGGACAAUCCAUUGUCCCAAAACCCAGAUAGCAUGUGGGGUCGCUUCUUUCGGAAUGCUGAGCUGGAGAAAAUGGUUGAUCAGGAUUUGUCCCGUUUAUAUCCAGAACAUGGGCGCUACUUCCAGACACCAGGAUGCCAAGGCAUGUUACGCCGAAUUUUAUUAUUGUGGUGUCUUAGACAUCCUGAGUACGGAUAUAGACAAGGUAUGCAUGAACUCUUGGCUCCUCUAUUGUUCGUUCUUCAUGUUGAUGUGGAACAUCUUUCUCAAGUGCGAAAGCUGUAUGAAGAUCACUUCACUGACAAAUUCGAUGACUUAUCAUUUCAUGAAAGUGAUCUCACAUAUAAUUUUGAUUUGAAGAAAUUUCCAGAUUCCCUGGAAGAUGAGAUUGGCUGCCAUGGAAAUGCAAUGAAAGUUGGCUCUCUUGGUGAGGUUGAUCCUGAGAUACAAACCAUUGUAUUACUAAGUGAUGCUUAUGGGGCAGAAGGUGAACUGGGUAUUGUCUUAUCUGAGAAAUUUAUGGAGCAUGAUGCUUAUUGUAUGUUUGAUGCUUUGAUGAGUGGAGCCCGUGGUGCAGUUGCCAUGGCAGACUUUUUCUCUCCCUCCCCCAUAGGGGGUUCUCACACGGGCUUACCCCCUGUGAUAGAAGCUUCGUCAGCUUUAUACCAUUUACUCUCUAUUGUUGAUUCAUCCCUUCAUAGUCACCUUGUUGAGCUGGGUGUUGAACCUCAGUACUUUGCACUCCGCUGGUUGAGGGUUCUAUUUGGACGAGAGUUUUCACUUGAAGACCUUCUAAUCAUCUGGGAUGAGAUAUUUGCAUCAGAUAAUAGUAAAUUAAACAAAGGUGUUGAAGAUGACACAGAUUCCAGCUUUGCAAUCUUCAAUUCCCCUAGAGGAGCAUUUAUCUCAGCUAUGGCAGUUUCCAUGAUACUUAACCUGAGAUCUUCCUUGCUCGCUACAGAGAAUGCUACAACCUGUCUUCAGAGAUUGUUGAAUUUUCAGGAGAGCAUAAAUCUGAAGAAACUGAUAGAAAAGGCAAAAUCUUUGCGGACCAUUGCUUUGGAAGCUAAUUCGUCAAACCCGUAUCCUUCCUUUAGAGGGGCCCAUGAACGGAGUAAAUUAUCGGCUGUGAGAAGCCAUAGUCUUUCAUUUGAUUGUAGUUCUCCAACAACUCCACUGAGUUUGGUGCCCGAGAGCUACUGGGAGGAGAAGUGGAGAGUUUUGCACAAGGAAGAAGAACUUAAGCGAGGUAGUUCACAGAAACAAGUUCCAACCCGGAAGAAGGGAUGGUCUGAGAAGGUAAGGUUACACUUAUCUAGAACAGGAUCUGACCCAUCGCAUAUGAAGGUGGAGAAAGGAAAAAAAGAUCCUAAGUCAUCUGUUAGGCGAAGUUUACUAGAAGAUUUGUGCCGGCAACUUGGUUCAGAAGAAGAUAUUGGAGAAAUAGUCCGUAAUGAAGUUUUAGACCAGAAGGACCCUAUCCAUGUAGAAGUUGAGGUGGAGGAACAAGAUGCUAACCUUAAUAGCUUCACUUGCCCAGCUGAUGAUAGUCAUUUGAUUGGAAACACUGGCAGUGAAGAAAACUCUUCAAUUUUCUCGGCCUCGACAAGUCCUCUUACUAAUGAUCAUGAAAAUGACUCAGAGAAAAGUAGUAUUGUGUCAAAUUCAUCCCUUGAUGAAAAUGAUGAUGAACCCAAUAAUGCUGAAGCUUUCCGGAUUAUUCCUGAAGAUCCUCUUCCAGUCUCUGAUCCACCAGAAGAUAUCUCUCCCAAACCUGAAACUAACAAUGAUUCUACUGGAAAACAGGAGGCAGGUCUUAAAGAGCGGAAGCUUCUUUCUGGUAAAUUCCAGUGGUUUUGGAAGUUUGGGCGGAAUGCUGCUGGUGAGGAGACCUCUGAGAAAGAAGGUGCCUCUGAGGCUGCAAAAUCUGCCAAUAGGGAAAGUAAUCAGGGUGAUACAUCAGGCGCUUCUACAUCUGAUGAGUUCAGUAAUUCUUCUGUGAAUUCCAAAGGAGAUGCUGCUGACCAGAUUAUGAUGAGUACCUUGAAGAAUCUUGGGCAAUCAAUGCUUGAAAAUAUUCAGGUGAUUGAGUCAGUUUUCCAGCAAGAUCGGGGUCAAGGGGGAUCAUUGGAAAACUUCUCCAAAAAUGUUAUUGUAGGCAAGGGUCAAGUUACAGCAAUGGCAGCUCUCAAGGAGCUUCGGAAAAUCAGCAACCUGUUAUCUGAAAUGUGAGGCAACCAUUAUUUGUAUUACUUGUAUAUACAUUUUGUAAUUAUUAUUUUUAAGUGCCAAAAUAAGAUGAGUUUCUUGAGCUUCUUUAGUA